AUGCCGAAGGUGGGGAGCUACCGUAUCACGGACACGCUCAGCAGCACACCGACCUGCACCGUGUACGUUGGGCAGCAUGUGGAUACCGGCAUGCAGUACGCUGUGAAGACGUUUGAGAAGCGGCAGAUGCAGGACGACUCCACGCUGCGCGAGCGCGUCCGCCGGGAGAUCUACGUCAUGAAGCGCAUCUCCUCCGACGUGGCGAGCGGCGCCACCGACACACCGAGCGGCCUGGCGCAGUACAACAACAACAACAACAACAGCAGUAGCGGUGCUGAUGACGGCAGCGGCCACGCGCUGCCGGUCGCGCCACCCCUGGACCGGCGCAACGUGAUGACGCUGAAGGAGGUGCUGCAGACGUCGCGUGCCGUGUAUUUAGUAAUGGACUUUGCCGGCGGUGGAACACUGGCGGACCUCAUCGACAAGGGCGGUCCGCUCGCGGAGGCGGUCGCGGCCAACUACUUCUUCCAGCUGAUGCACGGUGUGCUGUACUUGCACGCCAGCCGCGUUGUGCACCGUGAUAUCAAGGCGGAGAACAUUUUACUGUCCACCGACGGCGCGCGGGUUAGAAUCAGCGACUUCGGUCUCUCUGUCAUUGUGGACAGCGCCGACUUCAGCAGUGCACCAUUCCCGGGCGUCUGCGGGCGCUGUCGUCACUGCGGGCAGCCAGUCAAUGUGUCACCGAAUCGCUCCCCCACCAUCUUUGUCCACUCACAGUUGAAUAUGCACGGCAGCAACCCCGCCAUCACAGACUCCACGUCGGGCGAUGGCUUUGCGGUGGACGGCGGCGAGACGGGUGUACGGCUCAAUACGCUCGUCACAACGUGCCCGCACUGUGGUGUGCCGCAGCGCCGUCAGACCCUCAUGGCGUCGGCAUGCGGCACGCCAGGCUACGUCGCGCCGGAGGUGCUGAGGCCAGACAAGGCGAAUAGUGCGGCUCUGUUUCGGGAUAGCGGAACGGCGAGCAGUGUGGGCAUGUGCGAUGGGUAUGCCGCCGACAUAUGGAGCUGUGGCGUGUUGCUUUACUACAUGGUCACUGGGAGGCUCCCUUUCGACCCCACAGCAGCUGCUUCUUCAAAGGCUGCAAACGCGAAACAUUUAGGCAGAGGGGUCGAUGCCGGCGCAUCGCGGCUCUCCGUUGAGGCGCUGCACGAGAUGUACCGCCGCAUUGGUGCGUGCGAGUACACGAUCCCGGCGUUUGUCCCGGCAGGGGCGUGUGCGUUGAUAAUACGGCUCUUGUGCGCCGAUGCCGCCGAGCGGCCGACGGCGGCGACGGUGCUGCGCGAUCCGUGGCUGGCGAAGUGCAGGCUUGUCUGA
Molecule: messenger RNA, 1317 nt
Organism: Trypanosoma grayi
Lineage: Eukaryota; Euglenozoa; Kinetoplastea; Trypanosomatida; Trypanosomatidae
Exons: 1
Coding region: 1-1317 (438 amino acids)
Biological process (GO): protein phosphorylation; intracellular signal transduction
Cellular component (GO): cytoplasm
Molecular function (GO): protein serine/threonine kinase activity; ATP binding
Source: RefSeq, a predicted model, not a curated record